AUGUCAGUCUUGCCAACUGCGAAGGAAGCCGCCAAGAGGGUAGGACUCGGAGAGGAUCGCAUCAUCCUUCUUGGAGACCAGCAUGAUCCGGAACUCAAGAUCGAGCAUUUCACUUCAAUCAGAAAUAUCACUGGGUUGACCAAGCGCCGGGCAGCAAUUAUCGAGCCCUCGAAAACUUGCAUAUUUAUUGUCUAUUUGUCAGGAACAACGGGAGUCCCCAAGAGAGUUUUCCUCUCCCAUCGAAAUUUUCUUUCCAAUGUUCCUCAGCCAAGUGCUGGAGAGGGUGGUCACCUUGCUUGGGAUAAUCUCGACGGAAAUGCUGAUGGGUGCUAG
This is a messenger RNA of Penicillium coprophilum, 333 nucleotides long. RefSeq lists its product as uncharacterized. The transcript has a single exon. Lineage: Eukaryota; Fungi; Ascomycota; Eurotiomycetes; Eurotiales; Aspergillaceae. The record is from RefSeq and is a predicted model, not a curated record. The coding region runs from base 1 to 333 and encodes 110 amino acids.